This is a messenger RNA of Sungouiella intermedia, 7641 nucleotides long. The record is from the annotation of a GenBank genome assembly. Lineage: Eukaryota; Fungi; Ascomycota; Pichiomycetes; Serinales; Metschnikowiaceae.
AUGAGCUACUCGGACAUUAAAGGCAUAAAAAUCGCCAUUGAUCGAGGAGGUACGUUCUGUGACAUUAUUGCCAAAAUCCCCGGCCAGCCGGAUUUUGUGUUUAAGUUACUAUCCGUGGAUCCUCUCAACUAUCCAGAUGCUCCUACUGAAGGUAUCAGAAGAGUAUUGGAACAUGCCCAUGGUGUGGAAAUUGCCAAAGGUGAAAAAUUGAAAAUCGAUUCAAUUGACCUGAUCCGUAUGGGAACUACAGUAGCCACCAAUGCGUUGCUAGAGAGAAAGGGCGCUGCUGUGGCUUUGGUCACCACCAAAGGUUUCAAAGAUGUGCUCCGCAUUGGAAACCAGACCAGACCGGCCAUUUUCGACCUCACAGCUCACAAGUUGGGCCAUUUGUACCUGGAAGUGUUGGAAAUUGACGAGAGAGUGACCAUGGAGCUGUUUACGGAAGGCGGAGGUGAUAAGUUGAAAGAGAAGUUGAAGAAGAGACUUGACGUGGGAGAAAUCGAUGACCCCGAGUUGGAUGUUGGAGUCACUGGGGAUAUUGUGCGUGUUUUGAAGAAGCCAAACUAUGAGGAAGUGGAGAAACAGCUCACAGAGUUGUACAACGCAGGAUCAAUCAAGACGUUGGCAUUGUGCUUACUCCAUUCUUAUGCCUAUCCUAGCCACGAGCAGAAGAUCGCAGAAAUUGCAAAGAAAAUCGGCUUUGCUGUAUCUGUUUCUCACGAGUUACAACCAAUGAUCGGUAUGGUUAACCGCUGUUCUUCCACCGUAGCUGAUGCAUACUUAUCCCCCGUGAUCAAUAACUACAUCCAGGGUUUUGGAGAGGGCUUUGAAGGUGGCCUCGAGUCCUUUGGAAACAAGCUCUUGUUCAUGCAAAGUAACGGAGGUUUGUGUCCGUGGUACAAAUUCACGGGACUUCGGGCCAUUUUAUCUGGUCCAGCUGGAGGAAUGGUUGGAUACGGUGAAACAUGCUAUGAUGAGACCACCAAAACCUCUGCAAUUGGUUUUGACGCUGGAGGAACAUCCACCGAUGUUUCCAGAUACGCCGGAACUUUGGAGCACAUCUACGAGACCGUGGUCAGCCAGGUAAGUUUACAGACCCCACAGUUGGAUAUUUCCACCGUGGCUGCUGGAGGUGGCUCGAUGCUUUUUUGGAAGAAUGGAAUGUUCAUGGUGGGUCCCGAGUCCGCUGGUUCAGAUCCUGGCCCUGCGUGCUACAGAAAGGGAGGGCCAUUAACAGUGACUGAUGCCAACUUAUUUUUGGGGAAGUUGAUUCCAGGUUACUUUCCUAAGAUCUUUGGACCCAACCAGGACGAGCCGCUCGAUUACGAGGUUACGAGGACUAAAUUUUUGGAGCUCACAGAGCAGAUCAAUGCUGAGGGUGCUAGUUACUCUCCUGAAGAGGUUGCGUCCGGAUUCUUAAAGGUUGCCGUGGAGGCCAUGGCUCGUCCUAUUCGUAACUUAACAGAGGCCAAAGGUUACAAUGUUUCUGAGCACAACUUGGCAUGUUUCGGAGGUUCCGGUGGCCAGUUCUCGGUCGCACUUGCUAAGAAUUUGGGCAUUAACCAAGUUGCAAUCCACAAGUAUUCGUCAUUGCUUUCAGCAUACGGAAUCUAUUUAGCUGAUAUUGUCAUCGAGAAGCAGGCUCCGAUAUCGUUGGCUUACAAUAGUGAAAGCGUGGCAGCUAUCGACAAGAAAGUGGAAGAACUUGUUGCUGCAGCUUACAAGGAUUACGAGGAUCAGGGGCAUCAGGGCUUUGAUACGAAGAUUGAAGUCUUCUUAAACAUGCGUUACGUUGGAUCUGACACUCACCUUCUCAUUGCCAAGGGCGACAAGAAUGAUGCAGACAAGAAAUUCAUCGAGAGACACAGAAACGAGUUUGGUUUCACUUUGGAUAGGAAAGUCCUCUUGGAUGACAUUGAAGUGUUGUUGAUAGUGCAAUCGAAGGAUAAGCAUAAGAACAACCCAUAUGAGGAGUUCAGAAACCUCACCAAUCCAACAGCUGCAUCAAAACCCCAGUCAUCCGAGAGAGUUUACUUCGACGAAAUUGGAUGGCAGACGACCAAUGUAUAUGAGUUAGAAAACCUCCCUAAAGGUACCAUCGUCGAGGCUCCAGCUGUGAUUCUCGAUAGCACGCAAACAAUUCUUGUUGAUCCUGGAUCGAAGGCUGCUAUCCUCUCUGAACAUAUUCUUAUUGUAAUUCAACAGGAGGAAAGGGCCAAAUUGUCCGAGAAGACAGUGGAUCCCAUACAGCUCUCAGUUUUUGGCCAUAGAUUCAUGUCUAUUGCGGAGCAGAUGGGCCGCACUUUACAACAGACAGCUAUUUCUACUAAUAUCAAAGAGAGGUUGGACUUUUCGUGUGCGCUUUUUGACAGCAAUGGAGACUUAGUAGCCAAUGCACCUCAUGUUCCCAUUCACUUGGGCGCAAUGUCCUUUGCCGUGAAAGCACAGAAAGAAUUGUGGGAUGGAAAGCUUGAGCAAGGUGACGUCCUUGUAACUAACCACCCAUGUGCGGGAGGUUCCCAUCUUCCAGACAUUACCGUCAUUACGCCAGUCAUCGAUGAUGAUGGAAAGGUGCUUUUCUGGACAGCUUCGAGAGGCCACCAUGCGGAUAUUGGCUCUAUCUCUGCUGGCUCCAUGCCUCCAAAUUCGAAGACUAUUUACGAUGAAGGUGCAGCCAUCAUUACUCACAAGUUGUGUUCCAAGGGUAAGUUUGAUGAAGAAGGAAUUACUCGACUUUUGUUGGACGAGCCUGCCAAACACCCUGGAGGUUCUGGAACCAGAGCAUUGAGCGACAAUAUCUCAGACUUGAAAGCGCAAGUCUCCGCCAACUUCAAGGGUAUAACUUUGUUGAAAGGAUUGGUGCAAGAGUACACGUAUCCCGUGAUUGACUUGUACAUGACUGGAAUCCAAGAUACUGCUGAGUUGGCGGUGAGAAAUUUGUUGAAAACAGCUUACGAAAGGUUCAAUGGCCACAAUUUGCAGGCUAUCGACUACUUGGAUGACGGAACCGAAAUUGCUGUUCAAAUCGCAAUUGAUCCAGAAACUGGAGAUUCGGUUUUCGAUUUCACAAAGUCUGGAGACGAGAUGUACGGCAAUCUAAAUGCUCCAAAGGCUAUUUUGUACUCGGCAGUCCUCUAUGUGUUGAGGUCAUUGAUCAGUGAAGAAAUCCCAUUGAAUAAUGGAUGUCUCAAACCAAUCAAGUUCAUCACCAGGCCAAAUUCCGUUGUGGAUCCGUCGUAUGAAGCAGCUGUCGUUGGAGGAAAUGUGGAGACCACCCAGAGAAUUGUGGAUGUAAUGUUGAAGGCGUUUGAGGCGGCAGCAGCAUCUCAGGGCACUUGUAACAACUUCACUUUUGGUAUCAAUGACAAGGAAAAUGCUGUCUCCUUUGGAUAUUAUGAAACCAUCUGCGGAGGAUCUGGUGCUGGACCAACUUGGGACGGACAGAGUGCCGUUCAGUGCCACACCACAAAUACCAGAAUCACCGAUACCGAGCUAUUUGAAAAGAGAUAUCCAGUGAUAGUUCGCGAGUAUUCUAUUAGAGCCGGUUCUGGAGGAGAAGGCGACCACCGUGGAGGAGACGGAGUGAUUCGAGACAUCGAAUUCUCCUACGAUGGACUUGAAGUAUCGUGCCUCAUGGAGCGUCGUUCCUUGGCUCCUUUUGGAUUGGCAGGGGGAUCUAGUGGAGCUAGGGGUCGUAAUGUGUGGAUCAAGAAACCCAAGAAGGGCGAAGAAGCUCGAUCUACAUAUCUUGGAGGAAAGACUACUGUCAAGGUCAAGAAAGGAGACCGAGUGAUUAUAAUGACUCCUGGCGGAGGAGGAUACGGAGGAAAAUCCAAGGCUACUGCUACUGAUCAACGUACUGUGGACUAUGGAGUGAAGAGCACAUUACCUAGUCGGGUGACUGGAUCGGUGGUCAGCAAAACUAUGGCUAGCACCAAACAGAAGCAUCUACCGUUGCUCUACAAUCCGCUUCUCAACAGUAUCUUUAACAACCCAAUCCAUGAAAAAUCUGCUCUUCGGUUCACCAUCCAGGAGAUCGGUCAAGCACACAAUGACUUUGCAAUUUUGGUUCCUCCAGCCCAGAUCCUCCAUGAAUUUCAGGAUGAUUCCUCUCAGAAGCUCGUGGAUGUUUGCUAUUCCAAUGAUGAUUUUGUGAGAUCACAUAUUAUUAAGAUUAAGGUGGCAUUUUCCGCCACUUCUGCGCCAGGGUCCAAGGUGCAGCUGAUCAUCUACAACACCAUGAAUGGCAAGCAGGUACUCAUCAAAAACCGGAUGGUUUACACGGGAAAAGGCUUCAAGAAGAGCAUGAAGCUUUCAAUCGUAGAUGUGGGCCAUUUUGUCUCGUUCUGUGACUAUUUCCCAAAGGGAAGUCGCUUUCUAGUACUUUACAUUCAAGAUACUUUAUAUGGACACAAGAUGACGGGACCAAAUCCGCCAAUGGUGAAGGAGCUGCCCAAACCGAGAACACAGCCCAUCAUUGGACAAGAUGUCACUUUUGAGCGGAUUCUACGAACUUUUCCUGUGCUCUCACAGGCGAUGUCCGAGCAUUUCUACGUUCUCUUCCACCAUAACAAUCGGCAGUUCCAGCGUCUUCGAACACGAAGCAGAAUGCCACUAGAAACUAUUUCGGGUGACUUCCAGACUGUCAUCAGCGAGACAAAUGGCAUUAUCACCAAAUGCGUGUUUGCCAAUACUACUGAAGGUGACAAAGCUUAUAACAUCAUCAAUGCCAUUCUCAAGGAGUAUCCACGACUAGAUAUGGAUAAAUUGAUUCACGAGUAUGUGGAACUUAACAUCUACGAUACUGUGUGGCUGCAGCUUGUUUUCCAAUAUCAAAAUUAUAGACCCGAUGAUGGCAUUGGCGGAGAGGAUCUACCAGUCUUACUCUUGACGCAAAGUUUGUACAAAGACCUUUCAUGCUUGUCUUUGAACCAGCUCGACAUACCUACAGAAGAGCCGUGGAUUAUGAAUACCUUGUACAAACGAGUUUCAGAGGCUAUAGAGACUUUCUCGAAGUUGGGAGAUCCCAGCACGUCCAACUGGAGCCUGAAGGUCAAGAUCAUCACCGACACCAUGAAGAUUCUCACCGAAGGGGCAAAAGCUGAAGGGACAAAAGCUAGAAAUAUUGUUAUAGACGCAGAUACGCUUAUAGGGCUCUCAAUCAUGGUGGUCGUGCACUCAAAAGUACCAUAUUUGGAAGCACAUCUUCAUUAUAUUCGCCAUUUCGAAGUGAAAAAGCAUUUUCUGAAUAGUUCCGAGGCUGAUGAUGUUGCUGACAGUGGACUUCUCAAUUAUAUUCUCAGCAACUUUGAGGCAGUGAUCUAUCAUCUUUCCAAUGGAGAGCUGAACUUGCAUCUAGAGGAGAUGUCUCAGCUUUCCACUCUCAACUAUCAGUUUUGGUCGGCCAUACAGAAGAAAAACAUUUCUCAGGUAAGUCAGUUAUUAGACCAGGUUGCUGAGGAGUACGGGCAUCAACCAUUGCCCAAGAACCACUACUUGAGAAGCAGAAACAUCCACGGAGAAAGCUGCUUUACAUUUGCUAUUCGUUCUAAAAAUAGCAAGAUAUUCAGAAUGCUCAUUACCAGAACCGUGGAUUGGAUUCUGUUUGAAGAUUUGAUCUUCGAUAUGAAUACUUCCACUGACCAGAACUUGCUAAUGUUGGCUCUUCAGGAGGAAGCCCACGACAUGUGCAUGUGUAUCAUUGACACAAUAGGCGAAACAGCCACAGUAGAGGAACAAUAUCUCUAUUACAACUCCAAGGAUAUCAAUGGCAGGACCGUUGGCCACUACUUGUCACACGACACGGCCGUCUUAGAUGCGAUUGGCAAUUCGAUUGACUGGAAAGCAAAAGAUAGUAACUCAUAUACACCAUUGCUAAGCUUGUGCCGAUGCUACGAUCAUCCUGAUUACUAUACGUUGAUACGGAAGGCUUUUGAGUGUGUGGCGAAUACUCAGGAUGGCUAUAUUACUUAUGAUGACCACAUCGACAAAUCUGGCAAUACGUUGCUUCAUGUCAUAGCCAAAGACAUCAAAGCCUCUGGGUUACUCAACGAGUCUAAGUCAUUGAUCAAUGUCAACAAGUUCAACAAUAAAUACCUUCUGCCUAUUGGGGUUUUUAUUCGCUAUAGUCGGUUGGAGAACUUACGGUGUCUAUUCGAGGACAAACGGCUUAUUUUUGAUUUGGAGGAUCCUCAGAACUUCUAUAAUGUCCUAGACUACUACAGCUUCUCUGCGAGCAGAGCACAGAAUGGCAAUCCGGGAGCCAUAGGGGAGAUUCGCCAGGCUGUGGUGUCGAAGUUUUUCCGCCAUUAUUUUCCAAAUAAGCUUUCCAUAGAGUUUGGUGCCAUGAACGCACGCUAUGAUGGAAACAUGAAAGACUGGAUUGUCAAUCUAGCCUACAAAGAUUCUGGAGAUUCCGGUUUCUCGUCCAUGGUCAAAAUCGCCAACAAAUCAGUAGAGAAAGAUGCUGUGGCUACAAGGUAUGUUCCAUUAAAUCAGCUCCGGCAGUUUACCAAGAUUAUUAAAAUUGCAUCACCAUUGAGUUUCACCAUGAUUCCAGAAGCGUUUUGGGUCAAUUUUCCCAGUGGAGGCUCUACCAUCCCGUUUUGUUCGAAGUUCAGAACAAACAGAGCAUUGGAGCAUUUGAACAUGUUGUUUCAGUCAAUGAACUUCCAAUCUAAAACGUCCCAGACUUUGUUUCUCCGAAGCUUGACUAUGUGCUGCCGAAAUGAACCCAUUCUGGUUUUGGAUUUCAUGAAUGACUAUGCUCAUAAGCAAGAGAUCGAGAAGACCGACAUAGGUGAAGUUAAGUUGUCUCCGCAGAAAAUCGAUGAGAUCGAUUAUUUUUUAGGAUACAGCAAAGACGAUCUUUUGAAGUACAUGCGUCAGAUCUCCAAGCUCAACAAACUCUCUGCUGUAGGAGGUAUAAAGCAAUGCGAUUAUCGGGCUGUGUUUGACCAAUUGUUGACGACCUUACCUGGAGUGAAGUGGGACGAGUUGGAACCAAAGAAAGAGGCCAGAACCAUUGAUGCACUGUAUCAUACUUUUCAGUCGUUUGUGCUAUGGAUUGAGAUUUGUGUUGCCGAACUUCUUAAGAACUGCGGGAUUGUAGUUGACAAACUCAAUCGAUGGAGGCAAAAGUAUACAAAAAUCAAGGAGAUCAAUGCCGAGCUCCACCGGUUCGAAGAGCAAAUCGUCGUUCACCGCACUGAAGAUGGGGAGGAGAGACCCGGCACGAUUUCAAGACGAAGCACCAUGUCUCUCGAUGCAAUUCCGAUUGAAGAUGAAGAGAGCAAGUCCACAUUUUUUGGAUUGAUCGACAACAAAAAAAGUCGUUACCGCAAGUUACUUUUCUCUAAGGCUGAAGAAGUGAAGAAGGUGAUGGACCUCAAUGUGGAGAUUAAAAUGGAGCAUGAGGCGAUUGCUGCAGAGAUCUCCCAUUUCCUAGCAUUUAGGUCUGGGUUCAUGGCAUUUGCCAUCAAGCAAUUUACUAAGAGUACGUUGGUGCUGUUGCGUCACCGUCAAUACGAGAUGACCAAGACGUUGUAUGAGACCCGAAGCUCCGAGAAGGUGACUUCAAUUAACAGAUUCGAUGGGGCACCCAUAAACACAGUUGAGGAACCCAAGAAUUCUCAUGGAUGA